AUGCCACCCCAUCUCGAACCGAGAAGACAGUCCCGACAAGAGAGCCGCUCAUCAGGCUCGUCCCAUGAACGAGGUAGCUCAGCACCUCCUCCCUGGAACGACAGUCCCUGGGACGCGGAACCAGACGCUCUGGGAAGCUCGGCUUUACCUCGCCAACGCCCACGAGCACCGACGACAAGCGCUCCUGACUACUGGAAGGCCCUCCCCGAAGUUCCCUCGCGGUUUCGACUGGGUGAGGAUGAGCUUCCUUGGUCCGCUUCUUCAUGGCCUGGAGAAUAUGGCAUGCCCGAUGAUUCAGAAGUUGACGACUACUCAUCCGAACUGUCCAUGAAGUUUCGCGAUGUGUCCUUGGCGAAUGUCACACCAGCCCCUCGUCCUCGGGACAGAGAAGACCCCGGGAGGAAAUACGAAUUGGAAGCCCUUUCUGCAGCCAUGAUGACGGUCGACAAUGGCUUCGAAGACCAAUGGUGGUACCAGGGGGAGAGACAGCAGACGGCACCCUUGGCGGACGAGUUGCUCACACCCUCUGCAUAUGCAUCUGCUACUGCAACGACAGAAGCCGUGCCACAAACACCAGUUCAGUCGAACAACAGGCAGUCGGCAGGCUGGGCUGUUUCUGAACACGACGAUCCUCACAUGAGCUUGACCAGCGCCACCGUCUACAACCCGAGUGUUUUGGUUUCACCUAUGACGGAGUAUGCAAGCCCCCGCCUACAUCGGUCUUUGACCACAAGAUCUGAAGAGCUCUUUCUGUUCAACUGA
This is a messenger RNA of Colletotrichum siamense, 762 nucleotides long. RefSeq lists its product as uncharacterized. The coding region runs from base 1 to 762 and encodes 253 amino acids. The transcript has a single exon. NCBI's taxonomy places the organism in Eukaryota, Fungi, Ascomycota, Sordariomycetes, Glomerellales, Glomerellaceae. The record is from RefSeq and is a predicted model, not a curated record.